Prorocentrum cordatum is the source of this 1818-nucleotide messenger RNA. Lineage: Eukaryota; Dinophyceae; Prorocentrales; Prorocentraceae. The record is from the annotation of a GenBank genome assembly.
AGCAGCGGCCCUUCGCUCGAGCCAUGGGGCGGUAGCGGUGGGCCGCGGGCAGCGGGGGGAGCCCGCGCGCGGGGGCGGCGCGCUCCCGCCCGAAAGCCCCGCGGCCGCUCCCCUCCCCCCCAGCAGGUCCCUCAGAUGGCGGGCUCGCCCUGGCAGAUGGGGGGGCUGCCCCACGGCCUCAGCUUUGGGCCGCAGAACGGCUUCGGGCCCCUGCCCCGCCGGAGCAGCGUCGGCGACAUGCAGCUGGCGAGCGGCCCUUUCGCCCAGACCUCGUUCGGCCAGCCGCCGGGGGGCGGCGGCUACAUGAGGGGCAGCAACUGGGGCGACGACCACAUGCAGGGCGCCAGACCGCGCGCGAACUCGGCGGACUCGGUCAGGAGCGGCCAUUCGCAGGGCUCGACGCACACGCCGCGAGGGGACUCCAAAGAGAUGUUGUGGAGCGCCCAGGGUGGCCCGCCGCGUGGUCCGCCGAUAAGGCUGGUCCUGCUUGCGGUGAUCAUCGGCGUGUCGGUUCUGGCCGUCGUUGUGCUGUCGGUGAUGGUGCUGCACAUCCUGGGCCGCAGGCACGGCGAGGUGCCGGCCGAGCCGCAGGUGAUAGGCGUCGGCCCCCCGGCGCAGGGCGAGCCGAGCCUGUGGUAUCAGGCGGGACACAUCGAGGGGUUCGACUGCGCGGCCGCUUCGAAGCCCGUGCAGGGAGCCCGUGGGUCGUCAGACGCUUCGUUCACAGGCGCCAUCGUGACGAUCAUCAUCCUGCGCGGCGUCGUUAUUGCAUUCAUUCUGGCUGAGCCAGCUCGGUCCGAGUCGGCUGAGCGCCCCGUACUCUUGAUCAGAGUGGUGAAAGAUUUGGCCUGGAUGGCUUUGAUGUGGCAGCCAAUGCUGCGCCAUAAGGUUGCGCAGCCGAUCGGCGCCAGCUCGCAGAAGGCCUCGUACGAUAAGAAGGCAGACAAACGCACGAGCACAGAGCAGGAUGCCACGACCCUCCAGCACGAGUUCGGGUCGUACGCAUUUCGCGAGUGGGAGGGCGAGAAGGGCGAGACCUACCACAUCGAGGCGUCGGGCGAGGCCACGCCCUGGACCUGCACCCUCCUGGAGAAGAACGGCCACUCCAAGAAGUUCAAGGUGUACCCCGACGAGGCCUCCGGCAAGAUCUGGUGGGGGCAGGGCUGGACCUUUUUCUGCAACCUCCGCGCCGAGGAGGCGCACCAGACCCUUGCCCUCAGCUGGUACAGGCCCGGCGCCAGGACGCCCUCCUUCGUCUGGUGGGCGCAGCCCGAGGCUCCCGCCGGCCCCGGCCGCGCCGCGGAGGACGGCGCGCGCCCGGCGCGGGCGGCGCCCCCCGGCGGCAGGGCGGCCGCGGGGCUGCCCCGUUGGCGGCCGAAGCCCGCCGCCGCGCCGCGGCCGGAGGCGGAGGGGGCGGGCGGCGCGCCGAGCGCGGGGCCGGGCGGCGGGGCGGCCGAGGGGCCCGCGGAGGGCGGCGGGGGCGCGGGGGGCGGCGGCGAGGCCGCGCGGGGCGCGCCGCCCGAGCCCGGGGGCGGAGCCGCGGCGGUGGCCGGGCCGCCCGAGCCCGUGGGCGCGGGCUGCGGCUCCCAGGCGCGCAGCAUCGCGAACCUCAGGGAGCAGCUGGAGGAGGAGGAGCGGCGCCAGGCCAAGUAACACCAUGCACUUCUCCCACUGAGCCUCUGGAAUAGAAGCACCCGCGCUGCGCACCAGGCGCCGAAAGUUGAAGAACGUGAGCUGGUCCUACCACCCGCGGAGAUCAUCCUCAUCCUCCUCCGCCUUCUUCCCCCCUCCCUCCUCCUCCCCCUCCUCCUCCCCCUC